UUGGAAGACUCCAGUCCGCUGCCCAGGAAGGGCUUCGAUAAAUCAUUGAGGGAUUUUAUUAUUACAAUAUAUUUUUACUGCGCAUGCUCACUUCAGGUCAGAAAUGUGCAGCGAGUGAUCGGUGCACAGUAGCGCCCCCAAGGGGUAAACUGGGGCCAGGCAAAACAAUCUCCCAAAUACACUGCUCCCGUCACUCCAGCCAAAAGAAGAAAAUAACUUCGUGCUUAUGACUUCAGUUACAAUUUAACCUUGUUUUGUGUUGUGCUACCAGAACAUGUUCACUGUAGGUAAGGUCCUUUUAAACAUCCUACGUCCGCCGUACCUUGAGUCGCCGGAGAAAUGAGCUGAGUGAACAGAUUAGUGUUGUCUUGUCUCUAGAGGUGGAGGGAGGGGUUGGCAGCAUGAGGACGCUAGUGUUUGCUCUUUAAGUGAGCCCUCUGGUGAUGGUUACCUGACCUUGCAACAACAAGAAGAACAAAUUACAUCAGCGAGAGAAACUGAAAAACACAAUAACUUUAUUUAAAACGAUUAUGAUUUAGCUUUUUUUUUAUAACAAUUAUUUGCAAUUUGGGUACUUCUUUGAAUCGUCAUUCUUCACACUAUCACUGAUGAAAAAAAUAUUUUGCAAUCAUUAGUAGGUCUAACCCGUUUGGGAUUCGUUUUGGCAAAAAUAAACGUGAAUUCCAUAAAAGUAAAACAAUAACAAUAGAAAGCAAAUCCAACUAUAUAGACUAUUUGUAUAGCUGGAAGCAGGUUUCGUCAUCUACAAAUCUCUUCCUCAGGAUGUUACAACUUAAUAAUGUGCAAAACGUAGUAAAGCCAAUGUAUAUUGUUAUAACUCAUAUAGCAUGGCCGUUGUUUUGAAUGGGACAUCCCGUGGUAGGCAAUCAAUUAAUCUCAGGGGCAGCGUAUCCUUAAAUCGCUCUCGCGCGCCUACUAACCAUCAGCAGUAGCCUGGUGACUGGAUGUCGUCGCCGCGCGCGCGGAUCAUUUGUUCGAGCUCGUUAUCUCUCGCGUCACUUGUUUCCAUAACGGCAGCGGACGGCGUUCCCGUCUGGAUGCAGUGAUUGAAAACGCGUUUAAAACUUUUAUCUCUCAUGAAACCACCCGACGAGGACCGAACGCGAGGAUAAAAGCUGUUAUUGCGGUCAACUUUCCCCCUAGCUUGACUUCUUUUUGUGUUGUUGUUCAUGGGAUUCCUUUAACAGCUGUCGCCGACGCGAGGUAAGUAGUGACUUUGCAACAAAAAUAUCAAAACAAGAUAAAAAAAACAGGAUGGAUUCGGAAGAAUUACCUUUCAACCUCCGCUUUUAUUCUUGACCAACAGAAUUUAAAAGCAACACACAAAGACACACACUUGAAUACACACCUAGGGUCACGAAAAAAAAAAAAACGACCCAGGAUUUCUCUGCUGGCCUCCAACCCGCAGCGCCAUGGACCCCGAGCAGAAGGACAGCAGCUCACCAAAGGACAGCGAGUCCCCGAACGACAUCGAUGCUUGUAAACGAGCAUCGCCCAAAGAUUCGCCGGUCGACGCCGAUAGCGAGCCGGCGGCGGCGGACGUUGCCGUGGCGGCGGACGUUGCUGUGGCGGCGGAGGACGAGGAGCCGUCCGCCCACGUGUGCGGCGUCUGCGGCCGCAGCUUCCCCCUCCUCAGCUCGCUCUCGCAACACAUGAGGAGACACACCCGCGAGAAGCCCUACGAGUGCCCGUACUGCGAGCACCGGACGGCCCAGAAGGGCAGCCUGAAGGCCCACGUCAGGAGCCACAAGCUGGGCCUGCUCGGCCGCAGCCCGGGGCCCGAGGGCGCCACCACGGAGGGGGCCCCCGGGGGCGGCGAGGACGCCAGCGCCAGCGCCGGCGAGGUCGCCGACAGCUCCUCGGAGAAGGAGCACGGCGGCGUCGAGGGCGGGGCCACGAAGAAGAAGAAGGUUCCCAAGAGGAAGGCGGGGCGGGGCGACGACGCGGACGCAGCCGGGGAGGAGGAGUCGUCGGGCAGCAGCGGCGGCGGCGGCGGCGCCAACGCGCCCGAGGAGGCGGCGGAGGAGGAGGGCGCCGGGGUCGGGCCCUACCCGUGCAGCGUGUGCAGCCAGGUGUUCCCCCAGGCGGCGCUGCUCAAGGCCCACGCCAAGAAGCACAAGGGCGCCCAGGACCACGGCUGCCGGAUCUGCGGCCGGCGGUUCCGCCAGGCCUGGUUCCUCCAGAGCCACAUGCGCAUCCACCGCGCGACCAAGGCCCCGCUGAAGGGCGGCGGCGACCGGGGCACGCAGCCGGCCACCGUCAACGGGGCGCACCGGGACCCCGCCGCGCUGGCCAACGAGGAGUGCCUCUACGAGCUCUGCGCCGGCUGCGGCAACUUCUUCUACGACCGCCAGAGCCUGCAGGCCCACGAGAAGCUCCACAAGCCGGGCCACGGCCGCGGCCAGGCCCAGACCCCCCCCCAGCAGCAGCAGCAGCUGGACACACCCGUGGACCCGGAGGCGGUCGCGUCCAAGGAGGACUUCCUGAAGAGCCUGAACCUCCGCUGCGUCCGGUCCGAGGAGCCGGCGGCGGAGGACAAGGAGCCGGCGGGGAGGAUUAUGGAGCUGGACCCCAUAUGCAGCUACCAGGCCUGGCAGAUAGCCACCAAGGGCCGGCUGGCGGAGGUGACGGAGAGAGGCCUGGGCUGGGAGGAGCGGCUGGCGGACGCGGAGGUGGCGUACAACCGGGAGAAGGGCGAGUACGUGGCGCUGAAGGUGGACAAGAAGAGGAAGCAGGGCGACGUGCCCGCCGCAACCUUGAAGAAGAAGAAGGCCGGAGGGAGCCAGGAGCACCCGGCCAUCAACGCCUUGAGCGGGAGUAACGGGGGUCACCACGGACAGACGGACCACACCCUGUUCAACGGCCUGGGCCACGCCUUUUAUGUGGCGCUGCAGAAGAAGAAGCUGAAGGAAGAGGCCCAGGUUUCGGCCAAACAGAACAACAGCAUCAGGAAUCAAGGUCAGAAAGAUAAGAAGCCUUUGUUCUGCGAGCACUGUGACUUCCACGCGGUGGACGCCAGCAGCCUCAGGUCUCACGUGUGUAAGCCGCGCCCGGACCAGCACAGCGCCCCCAAGGGCCUGGAGGACCACCUCCGGCAGAGCGGCUCCAAAGACUCUAAAUACAUGGACUACCUCAGGAACCGCAGUGCCCUGCUCAGCCAGCCCUACUGGAGCCCCUUCGCCAGCCUGCCCGGCCAGGACUGGACCGAGCUGGCCGUCAAAAAGGAGAAGAGCGAGGCGUCCGAGGGGGCGGCGGGGGAGGGGGGCACCGCCAUCAAACCCGUCCCCAUCGACGGCGCCAAUCUAAUCAACCUGUCCUCGCUUCCCGUCCCGGACCCCCCCGCCGCCGCCGCCGCCCCCGCCGCCGCCGCCGACCCCGCGGGGGAGACCGGGGGUCUGGUACGCCACCAGUGCCCGUACUGCGCCCACACCACCAACUACCCGGAGGUGCUGUGGAUCCACCAGCGCGUGGCCCACAGGGUGGACGGGGCCAGCUCCGUGGCCCCCCGCUGGGCCCCCUGCCUGGGCGGGUUCAAGGGCUCCAAGGCGGGCGCCGGCGGCCAGUGGAGACGCACCGGCCCCCCGCCUUUCCUGGAGGGCAAGGACUGCCCGGCGCUGCCCGCCCCCAGGACCCAGCGCACGCAGGCCCCGGAGGCCGCCGCCCCCGCCCCCGCCACGGCCAGCACCGCCACCACCGGGAGAGCUACCGGCAGAACUGCUACGAGUGCCCCCGGUGGCACCGCCAGUAGCACCACUGCCACUAGCUCCGGUGCCCCCGGCUCUGGCAGGCGGUCGACGGGCAAAACUCAGCCGGGCAACCCCACGGCGGUCAAACAGAGAACGGCCCCGGCCCCGUCGAAGGACUCCAGGUCCUCGGACGGAUCGCCUUCCUCCGGCAGGAAGAUGGCGCUCCUGCCCCCGAAGAAGAAGACGUCCAGCAGCGAGCGGAGCCAGAAGGGGGAGGAGCCAGGGCGGAGCAAGUCCACCGCCGCCGCCACCGCCGCCACCGCCGCCACCGCACAAGCCGGCUCCUCGUCCGGCAGUAGCGCCUACCCCGCUCACGGCGGCCCGGCCUUCCGGUCCACCGGCAGCCCCAAACACAGGGGCCACCGGGUCUCCGUGGAGGGCCGGCUGCUCCCCCAGGAGGGCCUGGGCUUCAUGCUGGCCAGGAACCACGUCCACAGCCCCUCGCCCCAUCGCAGCGGCGGAGGACACGCCCCCACGCGCGACGCCAUGAACGCCGCCGCGGCCGCCUCAGCGGCGGCCGCUAAAGGUCGCGACCUCUGGUCGGCCAUGAACAUGUGGGGGUCCCAGCGGGACCGAGCGUACGCAGAGCCCCCGCUGUACGCUCAGGGGAAGAGCGAGGCGCAGCCGGAGACGCCCAUGGACAUCGACGUGUUGAGCCUGCUGAAGAGCUACAGCCCCCACGACCUGGCGGCGCUGUACCAGCACUGGGGCUUCGUGGACCCCCGGAUCGACCCCCAAGCAAUGUUACAGCUAAAUGGACAUUUUGUGAAUGAAGUCCACUCUGCCUCUGAAGCUUCCAGACAAGUGAACAGCCACACCACUUCCUCCUCGGGGUCCCUCCAGAAAGGAACGUGAAGACACCCCCCCCCCCCCCCCCCCCCCGGCCCCCCAAAGAAACGACACAAGCAACGACUACCAAACAAGAGGGCCUGCUGCUCGCCCAAGGAUAUGACAACAGCCACUACCUCUCAUGGACUCGGGGGGGAGGGAGGGGGGACUCAAUCGAUGCAAAACAAACUGACGUCUCCUCUUCACUGUUUACGAACAGCCAGCUGAUUGACUCGAACCUGGAGGGAGAUUUGUACGACGCUUUUUUGACAUGUUUUCCGUCGCGCUUGGUAAGUUUUGGAGGCCAAAUGGCAGUUGGUUCAUUACAGAGCCCGUUGUUUGGUCUUCCCUUUCAGGGAGAAGGAGUUGUAGUUGUUGUAAAGAAGGCCCUUGUGGAUUCUAUGUGGAGUGGGUUGGCAAAAAGAACUACAAUGAUGGACUCCCUUUGCAGAAGACUCCCCAGGUGGCUGCGAUUAGCCUUGAUUGGAAGGCGUGGAUAUCCUCCCAAACGGUGUGCGCUUGUUGACGAGACAAAUGACCAAACAAAGGUUGGAAGUUUUUGUUAAUAAUCCAUUUUAAACAUUAGUGUAAAACGAUAGGGUUUGAAAAGAUGUACCUGUGAGUUCUAGGCUGCUCUGCGACAAUUCUUUGAUUGUAUAUAUCAAAACACUUUUCAUUCUGAGAGUUAUUUGGAUGUUUUCGGUUAAAUGUGAAAUUUUUGUUUGCUUUAGGGUCAGUAAAGGAUUGUCGAAUGGGUCCAAAUCUGUAAAAUACAAAGUACAAUCAAAACCUUUUUUACUUUAUUUAUAAUUACUAAGACAUUGACCUCAGAUUAGACAUUUGUAGUCUUCAGAUCUUAUUUGUAGACCAGGAGAUUUAGAAAUUCAAGAUUAAUUUAGUUAAAUGUGUUUGAAUGUUUCCAUGUCAGUUGGCUGCACAGCUGGGCAGUUAGGUUAGUGUUGAUACAAACCUUUAUUGACAAAGCGUCAACACAAACUACCAAUGUUAAGUGGUUAGUCACUGAUCCAAGGGCUAACUAUGCCAACUGAAACCAAAACAUGCGUCCUUUGAAUGUGUUGCAUUCAGACGUCCUAAAGCACUGAAUCUGCUCUCUGAUUGGUCCAGAGUUGCAUAGUUUCAGCACUAUGCAUUGUGAGGCCAGUCAUGGGAAAGGCUUGGCUUCUAUCCUUCUGAAAUAUUUAUCAAAAAAUGUUUUUACCACAUGGAACUUUUAUCAGCAAUGACACAACGUUGUGUUCUCCAUAUUAACAAGACUAUUGGGUAUUUUAUUUUAUCAAAACGCUUUGCAUAUCCCUUAUAGACGAUUUUGCCAGUACGUAACAAAGCCAUAUGAAGGGAUGUUUCAUUUUCAAGUAUUUUCGAAGGUCGUCCACACAGGAUUAGUGUCAGGGUAGUCAAGAGGUUUUAGUGCCUUGCCUAAGGGCACCUAUGCAGUGUUUUGGCGUGACUGAUGUCAUGGCACAAUCUGCUGUACAUCUUACUCAUGGACCUACUGUAUCCUGUCAGACCUUCCUGGAGUCUAGCAGUUACCUUACCUUGGUUAUGACUGUGCCCUUGAGCCAGUAAUCAAACGAUGGGUAAGUGGAACAUAGUUUAGUGAAAUAGCUAAAUACCGACUUCAAAUUCAUAGCUGAUUUGCUCAUGGGCUUCAGACAUACACCUCUCUGCUAGAGUUCAUGACGGCUAAUAAAACAUUAAACUACAGCCAUAACUGAUUCCAAAUCGUACCAAUGCUGUUACAUGUGUCAGAUGUAUGUUAUGGUAGAACAUAAAGGUCACGUGGCAAGACUUUGUUUGUUUAAACCGCGGGUUACAUCAUUUUGAUUCCCUUUUUUAAAUUGUAAAUAAAUGGUGGCAACCGAAGCAUUUGCACUAUUUUAACAUUGGUUCUGCGAUGUAGCAAUGUGAUCCUAUCAUCACUUGACGACGACGCUAGAAAGGUUCCCAAAUAUUAAGCAAUAUCCACUGAUGUGGCAUUUAUUAAUAGGAAUAUAUCUGCAGGUAAAAUCGAAUUUGUUGACUUUGUAAACCACUAGUUUUUGACUUGUUGAUUUUCUUUUAGAUUUCAGUUAUAUUUGUUUUAUAUGUAUUUUGUUUGCAGAUGUGCUUAUUUGUGAUUUAGUUUGACUUAAACAUUGUUUUAUUUACUUUAUGACUUCUGGUGUACCAGUCGUGUUAAUGAAAUGAAAUAAGCCAUGAACUGAAGCUUGGAUUUUUUUGGAAAAAUGCAUUAUUUAUUAAUAAAGUAUUGGCUUAA
Messenger RNA from Gadus macrocephalus (Pacific cod), 6873 nucleotides. Its product is annotated as zinc finger protein 516-like. The transcript has 5 exons. Lineage: Eukaryota; Metazoa; Chordata; Actinopteri; Gadiformes; Gadidae. The record is from RefSeq and is a predicted model, not a curated record. Gene Ontology annotation, molecular function: RNA polymerase II cis-regulatory region sequence-specific DNA binding; DNA-binding transcription factor activity, RNA polymerase II-specific. Gene Ontology annotation, biological process: regulation of DNA-templated transcription. The coding region runs from base 1434 to 4622 and encodes 1062 amino acids. Gene Ontology annotation, cellular component: nucleus.